AUGGUCCUGAAAACGAAAAAGUGUCAGGAUGUGCCGAUGUCCGAAGAAUCUGCGAAUGCGAAUGUAACUGAAGUGAACUUACUUUGCGUCGUGCUCGAUUUGGGUGCGGAAAAUUGGCGCGCAGCUGUGAAUAACGAUGUAGAUCUCCUCAAUCAAUGCAUCGACAGUGUUCUUGCGUUUGCGAAUGCCUACCUCGCGAUCAAAACAUCCAAUCGGAUAGCUUUCCUCGGCUGUGAUCCACAGCUAUGCCGGUUCUUGUAUCCCCUCGCCACUGAGAAACGAAUCACUGUUCUUUCCGAUGGCCAGUUCCCGUUUCUGGCCGAGCUUGACGCAGUCAUCAAGCAAGAAAUGAAGUCCAUCCUCGCUUUGCAAGAUCCAAAUAACGUAGAGGCUGUCCUCAAUGAUCCCCUCAUUCCUGCUGCGCUGUGCAAAGCUAUGUGUUACGUCAACCGGACUCUGAAUUCUUUGAAAAAUGGGGAGAAAUUCAGCGGAAGGAUUCUCAUUGUAACACCGACGGCAAACUUCUCCUCCGGUCAUAUGACGCUCAUGAACACGUUUUUCGCCGCCCAGAAGCUCACUGUUGUGAUAGAUGCCUGUCUGGUUGGCUGCGAAAAUUCCGGACUGUUGCGACAAGCUUGCGAUAUCACUGGAGGAAUAUAUAAUCAAAUGUCACCUCACGCCCUUCUGCAAAGUUUGUUGUUCCGAUUUUUACCAUCUUUGAAGGACCGGGCGAUGUUAAAUCGUCCAGUUCAACCUGCUGUUGACCACCGAGCAUCCUGCAUCUGUCACAAAACAUUGGUAGAAAUCGGCUUCGUUUGCUCUGUUUGCCUUUCAGUAUUCUGCAAGUUCAGUCCAAUCUGUUCGACUUGCCACUCGGUUUUCAAGUUGGCGCCUCUGGCAGGUCUUCCAUCCAAGCCCAACAAGAAACGGAAAAUCGCUACGAAUCAUAUUUUGCGCGCACGGAAGUUGGAUGCGAAGUUUCUGAGUGAAUUCAGGCCUCGUGGUAGCUUCGAGAAAAAAUCACUUCCUGAAUUGCGAGAGACGUUGGCGACGACGUCAAACGAAAGCCCCAGCGAGGAGGAACCACCAGGGAAAAUAAUUCAGUACUUACAAAAAGAAUUGAUUCCGAAAUUCAAAGGAAGAAAGCGCGGAAUCCGUCGGAGAUCAAGUAGCAAAGCAGUACCGCAUUCUUCCUGCACUGACGAAGAAGUCAGUCCAGAAUCAUCGCACGAAAAAUGGCGGAAGGAGAUCUCUGCUUUGAAUCCCCCGGAUCGGGAAUUGAAAUCUCGCCUGAAGCUUGCAGACGGUGUUCUUUGCGAAACCCGUCGGAAAUCCAAGGAAAUGCGAUCCGUUCAGUCUGUCAUUGACAAACUACGCGUUUUGAGAAGCAUUCGAGAGGAGGCCCGCAAAGAAAGCUCAACCCUCAGAGACAAUCCACUCGAUAAAGAUCGGUUUCUUGCCAUGCACUCGCAAGUUUCGAAUCUUGUGGAAAGACAAUUACAAAUCUAUGCCAAAGAAGAGAAAACCUUGAAGAUUUUUGUGAUCAUGGUGCAAAAUCUUCUAUCGCGAGUCUCGCUUCUCAAUAAGACGAGUGUCGCGAAGUUCCACGUUUCCGGGAUAUCGCCAUCUUUAAACCAUGAGGGCACGAAGGAAAUCCCUUGGUGGUUCCCCGGCCACAUGAACAAGGGCCUGCAACAGAUGCAGAAAGUGUUGAAAAACGUCGACUGCUUCAUCGAGGUUCACGACGCUCGGAUUCCCUUCACUGGACGAUGUUCUCUGCUUCGCGAUCGUCUGACUGCCAUCAAACCCCUGAUUUUGUUGUUGAACAAAUGCGACCUGGUUCCUCCUGAACUGUUGCCCAAGAUGCGUCGGAAGUUGAUCGCCGACGGAGCAACGGAUGUGUUUUGGGCCGGACAAGAAUCUUCUCAUCACGACACGCGGAUGUUGGUGCGGAAUGUGAAGCGGAUUUUGCGGGAAGUGCCUCGGUAUCAUCGCAGUGAAUCAGUGGAAAGUAAUGUGAUGAUCGUUGGUGUGCCGAAUGUCGGCAAGUCGACUGUGAUUAACCGUUUGCGGCGGUUGGGUGUCGGUGGAGUGUCCAAGGGGGCGCCUGUGGGUGCCAUUGCUGGGAUGACGAGAUCUUUGUCGAAGAUCAAGGUGUCUCUUGAUCCUCUGAUUUACGUGUUUGAUACUCCGGGGAUCCUGGAACCGAGAGUCAGGGAUCAGGAAUCCGCCAUGAAGCUGGCUUUGGUUGCUGCUUUGCCAGAUGACAGGAUCGGUCCGUUGGAAAUCUUGUCUUACAUGGUCUCGUGGAUGAAAGCCUCGGGGGAAUUCGAUGUUGACAAGCUACCCGAAUACCUGGGACACGAGCAACCCUGUCCAAGUGAAUUCGAGUCUUACAAGGGCCACCUGGGGACUUCCGCUGAGCGUCUCUGCUGUGACCACGCUGUGUCUCGAGAUUGGACCCGCAAAUUCAGGUCACCGGCGACCGGGGAAAUGGUCGUUAUCCCCGACUUGACCCGAGCUGCCGCCGAAAUUAUUUCUGGGUUUCGGUCUGCCAAGUUCGGGAAAUUCUGUCUGGAUGUCAAGCAGCUUGAGGAGAAGGAAGAGGCUGUGGAGAUGCUUGACGCUGUGGAAGAGAGAAUCAAGGUGUCCUACCAGAGCAAUCAGAAUUACGAGGACGAGAACUUGCCUGUUUUGGACCCAGUGAUCAGAUCUUUCUGCAAGAAUUGCAACUUGGUUCUCAGUGAGCCGGAGUUGAUGCUGUUUGUCGAAAAUUUCUAUAACUCGGUGAAUCGAGUGAGGACAACGAGGGACAGAUUGGCUUUCCAAGCGGAAUGCGACAGCUGCAACGUGAUCCUUGCCUCAGGGGAAGAUGUGCCUCGUGUGGUGGAGAUCCUCGCUGCGAAAAAGAAUAAGUCGUGAAGCCUUUCAUCGAUUGCAAGUUUGUCACGAGGAAAACGGUCUCAAGCCCCCUUUUAUUUAUCAGUUCUUGCCUAUUACGUUUUUGCAGCAUUUUGUUGAAUUAUCUCGUUGUUGAAGACAUAUUGAUGAAAACCAUUGCGUCUGUAGUUGUUUUUCGGGUGAUGACUGACGACCGAAUGAAAGCAACAGUCUCUUGUGCGAA
Notodromas monacha is the source of this 3124-nucleotide messenger RNA. The record is from the annotation of a GenBank genome assembly. Lineage: Eukaryota; Metazoa; Arthropoda; Ostracoda; Podocopida; Cyprididae.